CACCGACAGAGAGUCUCCACUUCACUCGGACACCUUUGGCCAGGUAGAGAACGGUACGAGCAAGAUGGAGUGCGAGUGGAAGCCCGACGAGCAGGGUCUCCAGCAGAUCCUGCAGCUGCUGAAGGAGUCCCAGUCCCCCGACACGUCCACGCAGAGAUCCGUCCAGCAAAGACUUGAGCAGCUCAACCAGUAUCCAGACUUUAACAACUAUUUGAUAUUUGUUCUGACAAAGUUAAAAUCAGAAGAUGAACCCACGCGGUCCCUGAGUGGGCUGAUACUGAAGAACAAUGUGAAAGCCCACUAUCAGAACUUCCCUAAUGGCGUGUCUGAUUUCAUCAAGAGCGAGUGCCUCCAAAACAUCGGAGACUCCUCUCCCCUCAUCCGGGCCACCGUAGGUAUCCUCAUCACCACCAUCGCCUCCAAGGGAGAGCUACAAAACUGGCCGGGGCUUUUACCUAAACUCUGCCUGCUGUUGGAUUCUGAGGACUACAACACGUGUGAGGGAGCGUUUGGAGCCCUGCAGAAGAUCUGUGAGGACUCUGCUGAGAUCCUGGACAGUGACGUACUGGAUCGACCUCUGAACAUCAUGAUCCCAAAGUUCCUGCAGUUUUUUAAGCACAACAGUCCCAAGAUUAGGUCUCAUGCCAUUGCCUGCGUGAAUCAGUUCAUCAUCAGCAGGACUCAGGCUCUUAUGCUGCACAUCGACCCUUUCAUUGAGAACCUGUUUGCACUGGCGACAGAUGAGGAACCAGAAGUGAGGAAGAAUGUGUGCAGAGCUCUAGUCAUGCUGCUGGAGGUUCGCCUGGACCGUCUGCUGCCACACAUGCACAACAUCGUAGAGUACAUGCUACUGAGGACUCAGGACCAAGACGAAAAUGUCGCCUUGGAAGCCUGUGAGUUCUGGCUUACUCUGGCGGAGCAGCCUGUGUGUAAGGAAGUGCUGUGUGGACACCUCUCCCAGCUCAUUCCAGUGCUUGUCAACGGGAUGAAGUACUCUGAGAUUGACAUAAUCCUGCUCAAGGGCGACAUCGAGGAAGACGAGGCCAUUCCGGACAACGAGCAGGACAUCCGGCCGCGCUUCCAUCGCUCCCGCACUGUUGCCCAGCAGCACGAGGGCGACGGCAUCGAGGACGACGACGACGACGACGACGAUCUGGAUGAUGAUGAUGAUACCAUCUCUGAUUGGAACCUGCGGAAGUGUUCGGCUGCAGCGUUGGACGUGUUGGCCAACGUGUUCAGGGACGAUCUGUUGCUGCACAUUCUGCCCCUUCUCAAAGAGCUGCUCUUCCAUCCGGAGUGGGUCGUUAAAGAGUCCGGCAUCCUCGUGCUGGGGGCUAUAGCUGAAGGCUGUAUGCAGGGCAUGAUCCCAUACCUGCCUGAGCUCAUUCCCCAUCUCGUGCAGUGUUUGUCUGACAAGAAGGCCCUGGUGCGCUCCAUCACCUGUUGGACACUGAGCCGUUAUGCCCACUGGGUCGUCAGCCAGCCUCCAGAUACUUACCUGAAGCCUCUAAUGGAGGAGCUGCUCAAACGUAUUCUGGAUAGCAACAAGCGUGUGCAGGAGGCUGCGUGCAGUGCCUUUGCCACUUUGGAGGAGGAGGCCUGUACAGAGCUGGUUCCCUACCUGGCAUUCAUCCUGGACACACUGGUGUUCGCUUUCAGCAAGUACCAGCACAAAAAUCUGCUCAUUCUUUACGACGCCAUCGGAACACUUGCGGACUCAGUGGGGCAUCAUCUCAAUAAACCGGAAUACAUCCAGAUGUUGAUGCCUCCACUGAUCCAGAAAUGGAACCAGCUGAAAGACGAAGACAAAGAUCUCUUCCCUUUAUUAGAAUGUCUCUCGUCUGUAGCCACGGCCCUGCAGAGUGGCUUCCUGCCCUACUGUGAGCCAGUGUACCAACGCUGUGUCAACCUGGUGCAGAAGACCCUCGCUCAGGCCAUGCUUUAUCAGUCCCAGCCAGACCAGUACGAGGCCCCUGACAAAGACUUCAUGAUCGUGGCUUUGGAUCUUCUAAGCGGCCUGGCGGAGGGGUUGGGAGGCACCAUUGAGGAGCUGGUUGCCCGUAGCAACAUCCUCACCCUCAUGUACCAGUGCAUGCAGGACAAAAUGCCAGAAGUGCGUCAGAGUUCCUUUGCCCUGCUGGGAGAUUUAACCAAGGCUUGUUUCGUACACGUCAAACCGUGCAUCGCUGAUUUUAUGCCCAUACUGGGUACUAAUUUAAACCCAGAAUUAAUAUCAGUGUGCAACAAUGCAACAUGGGCAAUCGGAGAGAUAUCUAUACAAAUGGGGUCUGAGAUGCAGCCGUACAUUGCCAUGGUGCUGCACCAGCUGGUGGAGAUCAUUAACAGGCCAAAUACCCCAAAGACUCUACUGGAGAACACAGCAAUAACAAUUGGUCGUCUUGGUUACGUUUGUCCUCAAGAGGUGGCACCCAUGCUACAGCAGUUUAUAAGACCCUGGUGCACCUCUCUACGAAAUAUAAGAGACAAUGAGGAGAAAGACUCUGCGUUCAGAGGAAUUUGCACUAUGAUCAGUGUAAAUCCGGGAGGUGUAGUUCAGGAUUUUAUAUUCUUCUGCGACGCUGUGGCCUCCUGGGUAAAUCCAAAGGACGAUCUCAGAGACAUGUUCGGCAAGAUCCUCCACGGGUUUAAGAACCAGGUGGGCGAGGACAACUGGACGCGCUUCUCAGAUCAGUUCCCCAUGCCGCUGAAGGAGCGGCUGGCAACCUUUUACGGGGUGUAACUGUUUCCACGGCAGUGUGCCUCAUCGCUGGGGUCAUUCACUAUGGGAGACAAUAUAGGGAACCUCUUUUACCCAGGGAACAUGUUACCCUUUACUGGGGGGAAGGGUCUGCCUGCUGAGGGGAGGGAAGGGGUACGGACCCCUCCCCGACCUGAAGGAGGGGGUGGGAGGGAGGUGGUAGCUGCAGUGCCCAGUGCCCCCCAUGCACAGGCAAGGGGGGAGGGGGAGGGACUGCCAGGACAACCUUAUCAUGGGAGGAAUAUUCAUGUUAUCACAUCUCAAUCAGAAAUAAUGAAAUCGAUCACCUUUUUAUUCCCCAAACUUCUCUUAUUUUCUGUUAACUUAACUACUGAGAAGAAAUGUAAGCAAAAACUCUGUGACGCAUUUGCUCUUUAAAAUUGUUGUUUAGAGGACGAGUUUGCACUUUGAAAUGUGCCGAAAAUGGUCUUCAGAGCCAGAUACGCUUUAAUUAUCACGUCAGACUGAUACGUGGUGCGUGUGUGUGUGUGUGUGGAAAUCCUCAACAUGAAUCAAUCCUACCAGUAGAGUAGAAGACUGUUCAUUUAACAAUGCAGUUAAGUUGAUGGUUCAUCAAGAGGUAUUUUCUCUAAAUACAAGGAUAGCUUAAAGCUAAGGAAAAGCAGCUGAUGCUAAGAAAAGCAUCAUAUUUGAUCCGAGUCCUAUUUAUAGAAAGCUGCAUAUCACCAAGAAUAAUUUAUCACCUAUAUAGUUAUCAGUUUCUUUUUUUCCAGUGUUUCUUUUUCUUUAUCAGGGCAAAAGCUGUUCAUAAUGUCACUGGAGAGCACAUGUUUUCUUUUCAGAGCAGCUUUUCUGGGAAUAGGUAGCAUGCUUGUAUCAUUGUGAGAAGCUGUGGAACAUUAGUGGUGUGUGUUGCGUUUCCACAGCAGUCUUUGCCCUGUGAUGAGGUUUCUUCUUUGACCUUGUGAUUUAUCUAUUAACAGUACUUUUGUUUGGUUUCCUCUACCUGAGAACUACGGCGAUCAGCUGUAACGUAGCAUGACUGGGUUUACGCACCGAAAUCUAAGGAAAAUGUGUCAAUUCUUGGCUGUGAUGUGACGUCGGAGUGAACCUCUCGGUCUGGUCUUGUGGCGUUAAUGUGGCGUGGACGUUUCAAAAAGCUCUGGAUGCUUACAGUCCUUUAUAUUGUCGGAGCCUCGUGGAGGGGGGGAAAAAAAAUGAAGGAGACACACGGAGGAGACACCACAACGACACAAACACCGUCUUGGUGAUUUGUUUUGUGACUCAGAACCACGCAGUCCAUGGAAUGAAUGUUAAAACCUGUUUUAUUUCUCAAUGUACUGAAGUUUUUCUUGGGUUUUAUGGCUUCGUGUGCGUAAAGCAUGAUCUGGAGGACGACUGUAUAAUGUUUGGGGUGGUUGUGUUUCGUGGGGUACUUUCAUCUUUCUGCAUGUUGGUGGCCCCUCACAGCCCAACGUAACGUGGGGAGGGGAUUACGGGAGGGAGGGGAGCUUCAAUUAAAGGUUUUUAACAAAGUACAUAGUACCCAUUUAUGUAUCGCAACACUGGGACUUUUAUAACUUCACAUGUUCUCCCUAAACGUUGACCCCCCCCCUCCAUAGCUGGAUGUAUAGUUUUUAAAUACUGUGAAACUACAACAAUGUUAAUGUCCCUGGUUGUUCUGCGCUGUUCUAUUUUAUAAAGUGUGUAAGUAGCCUGAAUGUAUUCCAUGAUGGGUUUGAGAGUUUAAAUAUCUUUGUUUUUUUAUGCCCUGCCAGUCAUUGUUCCUCUGCUGGCCAGAGUACUAACUGCAGUAUUUUAACCCUUUGCGAUGCACUUACAGUUUAAAAUGGCGAGUGCUUUAAAAAUUUAUGAUGUAGCCAAAAAAAAAAAAAACCUUCAGAAUAUGACCUGAGUUGUAACCCGAUCGCUAAGUAUUGCUGCUAAAAAUGUAUUUACCGAAUGCAAUAAGUAUCUCGAUGCAACGGGGUUACUGGAAUGUGAAAGUACUUUAGUGUCUUAGAUAAACUUUCACAGUAUAACAAUAUAAGAAUGAUCUCUUGGAUUUAUCAUGAAGGAGGUAAACAGUGAUUAGAAUGCAUCAUGGAAUACAGAGGCAAAUACUUGUAUGUGCCACAUCAUUUUGUGUUUUGAAGUGAUUUUUUUUUUGUCUGUCACAUUCCAGCUGUUUGGCAUGCAAAAAAAUGGAGUAAUCAUGGCUUACAAGGUGUGUGUGUGUGUGAGUGUGAACAGUCCUGUUAUUCUUUCAUUGAAAGAGGGUAGGUCUAUAAAACACGUGCGAAACAAUCCCCAUACUGUGCUGCGUUUCCGACUUGACUGCUGCUAUACAUUGUAGUUGUGUUUCACUACUUGAAUACGUGUUUUCUAUGUGUUUACCUCAGGUUGUCUGUGUUUCAGUGUUAUUUGUUCUGAUUUCCCCGACGUGUACGCCUUUAUGCAUCUCCUCUCAUGAACUAAAGAUAAGUAGAACUCUCGCCCUUUAUAUUUAAAAAUGGGUUAAUUUACAUUAAUGUGUAUAUGUGUGCAACACUGCUAGCUGUCAAAUGUGAAUACAGUUGCAAGGCAGGGGGGAGAAUAAAAUGGUAACUUGCACAUACUUCAUGUACCUUUUUUCGUCAAAAGUGAUUGUUAUCAUACUACGGUAAAUAUUUAGUGUGAUGUGUACACAAUGCCUUGAGAGCAAAUACUUUGAGGUUUUGUUGGUGUUUUGCAGUAGAUGUACAGUAAACUGUAUCUAAAGAAACGUAAAAGAAAAGAAAUGGGUCGACAACUCAAAGAUAAUGUUAUAAACAUAAUUUGCAUAUAUAAGUUUGACUUUCUAUGAAGCUUUACUAAAAAAAGAAAAAAUGUAUUUUAUAAAGCGCCCACCAUUAUUAAGGAAUGUCUCGUCAAAGAACUCCCGUAUUCUCAUUUAGCCUUCAUAUUGAUUAGACUAUCUGCCUUCAUCUUUUUUGCUGAUAAAAGCAAAGACAUCAUUUUGAUAGACAUGGUUUGAAUUUUUUUUUUUUUUUAAUAAGCUGCUAAAUUUAAAAAAAAAUAAAAAAAAAAAAAAGUAAUACUUUUGGGGCCACCAAAUAUUUUGGAUCAUGCAAAGAAUCUAUAUUGUACUGUAGUAAUUUUGUAAUAUUUGUAAGAUGAUAUAGUGGAUGUGACUGGUUACCAUUGCUUGAAAUCUGUACAAUGUUCCAAUAAAUUGUUUACAUUA
This is a messenger RNA of Anoplopoma fimbria (sablefish), 5945 nucleotides long. RefSeq names its product transportin 1 (gene tnpo1). Gene Ontology annotation, biological process: protein import into nucleus. The coding region runs from base 65 to 2740 and encodes 891 amino acids. NCBI's taxonomy places the organism in Eukaryota, Metazoa, Chordata, Actinopteri, Perciformes, Anoplopomatidae. The transcript has 26 exons. Gene Ontology annotation, cellular component: cytoplasm; nucleus. The record is from RefSeq and is a predicted model, not a curated record. Gene Ontology annotation, molecular function: nuclear import signal receptor activity; small GTPase binding.